Purpureocillium lilacinum is the source of this 2064-nucleotide messenger RNA. The record is from RefSeq and is a predicted model, not a curated record. NCBI's taxonomy places the organism in Eukaryota, Fungi, Ascomycota, Sordariomycetes, Hypocreales, Ophiocordycipitaceae.
AUGAGAGGCGGUUUCGUUCUGAGCCGGUUCUGCAUCCGCUCAACGUUACGCCUCAAUCUCAAUUCAUCGCCCAUACUGCGUCGCGCCGCGUCACGAGUGCACAACUCCAAUCGUAUACCAUGGCGCGAACGCUCGACGAAGAGGGUCGUCCUCCAAGCCUCGGCCGGGGCCGCAGCCCUGGGAACUGCAGCAUUUGUCGAACUGGCGCAGAAAGAUAACAGCGGCACCGAGCAGACUGGAGAGAAUCGUAUGCUGGAAGUUUCUCGAGCCGAGGUCAAGAAGCAGGUGUCAGAAGAGGACCACGGCCUUCGACGAGUCGUGCACAAGGCCAUCUUGCUUCUCGAUCUCUACGUCUGGGAACCGAUAUGGACAGGCGUCCGAUUCCUGCAAUUGGUCAUAAUCUUUGUCCCAGUGAUAAUUUCCGUUCCUGUCAUUUGGGUUGGCAGGAGGCAGCCCAACCGCGACAACGAAAGGACUGGCACGCUCUGGUGGUACGGCUUCCUCGUCAGUUCCAUGGAGUGGGCUGGACCGGCUUUCAUCAAACUUGGUCAGUGGGCGGCAUCAAGAACAGACAUAUUUCCGAACGAAAUGUGCGACACAAUGUCGAAGUUACACUCCAAUGCCCCCGCUCAUUCAAUGCGAAAAACCCGCGAGACGGUGGAAGCGGCGUUCGACGGCCGAAGCUUCGACGAAAUCUUUGAAGAGUUCAACGAGAAACCCCUGGGCGUCGGGGCUAUGGCGCAGGUGUACAAGGCGAAGCUGAAACCGGCCCUCGCCAUGCCCGCCGAUCAAGAUAUAUCCACCGACGAGGUGGCGCUGUCGCACAACGUCCGCCGCAACGUCGAUACGGUGCUAAAGAGCUCGCCGAAGCGUGUACCAUCAUCAUACGUCGCAGUCAAAGUUCUACAUCCCAACGUCGAGCGUACGAUUCGGAGAGAUCUCAAGAUCAUGGGCUUCUUCGCAGCGGCCCUCAACGCCAUACCAACCAUUGAGUGGCUGUCGCUGCCCGAUGAGGUCGCGCAAUUCGGCGAGAUGAUGAAGCUGCAGCUGGAUUUGCGUAUCGAGGCUGCCAACCUGGAACGGUUCCGCCAGAACUUCAAGGAUCGGUCCACCGCUUGGUUUCCGUAUCCCUAUACCGAGUUCACGACGCGCAACGUUCUGGUCGAGGAGUUUGCGCAGGGAAUCCCGCUGGCCGAUUUUAUGGAGAAUGGGGGUGGUGUGUUCCAGCACGACAUUGGCGAUGAGGGUUUGGACGCAUUCCUGCGCAUGCUGCUACUCGACAACUUCGUCCAUGCCGACUUGCAUCCCGGCAAUAUCAUGGUCCGUUUCUAUCAAUCAGCCCAACCGGAGCUCCACCUGCGAAAACUGUACGGGGACAAGAACAGCCAUAGCGAGGAUGCAGACGUCACCGAGAAAGUGCUCGAACGCCUUCGCCCCUUUCGCAAUCGCAAGAACAAGGCCGCAUGGGAUGCGGAACUCGCCAAGAUCGAUGCCGAGGGAUACCGGCCGCAACUUGUCUUCAUCGACACCGGCCUCGUGACAGAGCUCAACGCAACCAACCGGGAGAACUUCCUCGCGCUCUUCCGUGCUGUUGCAGAGUUUGACGGAUACAAAGCCGGUCACCUGAUGUGCGAGCGCUGUCGCCAACCCGAUGCCGUGCUAGACCAGGAGGUCUUUGCCCUCAAAAUGCAGCAUCUUGUCCUGAGCGUCAAAAGCCGCACACUGGCGCUUGGAAACCUCAAGAUUGGAGAUAUCCUGCAGCAGGUGCUUGGCAUGGUUCGGACUCAUCAUGUCCGUCUCGAGGGCGACUUUGUCAACGUUGUCAUCAGCAUCCUGCUCCUCGAAGGCAUUGGCCGUAAUCUCAACCCGGAUGCGGACUUGCUAAGCAGCUCACUACCAAUUUUGCGGCAAUUGAGCGCCCAGAGCGGAGCAGAAAUGGCCAAGCAAGGAGACUUCUCCAUGAUUGCCUUGUGGGUUGGCUUGGAAGCCAGAAGGUUCCUCCAAGCCAGCAUUGAGGAUGUUGAGCGAUGUGUUAAGUACGAUCUCCUGUCCCCAAAUGUAUAA